Molecule: messenger RNA, 4548 nt
Organism: Corvus hawaiiensis (hawaiian crow)
Lineage: Eukaryota; Metazoa; Chordata; Aves; Passeriformes; Corvidae
Gene: LRRN4
Product: leucine rich repeat neuronal 4
Exons: 5
Coding region: 99-2594 (831 amino acids)
Molecular function (GO): protein binding
Source: RefSeq, a predicted model, not a curated record
AGUCACCCCAAGUGUAUAAAAUCAAGGCCAGGCAGUCGGAGCCACUCCGAGCGGAGGCACGAGGCACCGGGACUUUUGGACAGGCACCUCGGAGAAGGAUGUUGUCACCCUUGCUCAUCCUCCCUCUGCUGGUGGGGACCACGGCAUAUGGCCCAGUGAGCAGAGCAGCAUCCAGGGAUGUCACCACCUUUUUCCAGCUGGCUCAGGAAGACCCUUGGGAGAAUGUUAAUCUCACCAGCAUGACCUGUGAGCAUCGGAAGAACAGGACCUGGAUCACCCUGCAGCUGACCAACAGCAGCCUGACAGCUUUCCCCAUCUGCCUUCCAGAGGCCCUGGAGACCUUGGAUCUCAGCAACAACCUCUUGGAAGAGGUGAAUGGCACAGAGAUAGCAAACCUCCCACAGCUGCGUGUCCUCUCACUGAGGCACAACCACCUCUGGUCAGUGAGGUGGGGAUCUGAAGUCCUCAGCAGUCUCCUCAUGCUGGACUUGAGCUUUAAUAAACUGUCAUCUGUGCCACCCUGCCACGGCUCUGCCCUGCCUAACCUGAAGUGGCUGUCCUUGGCUGGAAAUCCACUGAUUGAAAUCCAGCCACUGGCUUUUUCCUGCUACCCUCAGCUGCAGGUCUUGAACCUCUCUGCAACGCUGCUCGGGCAGGAUAACAGCAGAGGAAUUAAAGAGUCUGCUUUUGCCAUCAGCACAGAUCCCAACGAGGCCAUGAACAGGCCUGGAAACUCCAUCAAUGUGCUUGAUCUGAGCGGGACCUUUCUUGAGAAAAUUCAACCAGAGUGGGCCAGAGACUUGCCCAACCUCAGAUCACUUCACUUGACAAAGAUGCCACGUUUAAGAAGCCUCAAUAGCAACUUCUUCAAGUCUCUGCCUGGUCUCCGAGAGCUGCACUGUCAGGACUCCCAUUCCCUGGGUUUCGUACAGACAGAGAUGUUUGACAGUGCUCCUCAUCUGAGCCAUCUCUCACUUGAGAACUGUAACCUGAGUUCCUUUAAUCCUUGGAACAUCAAUUCAUCGGAUGGCAUCACCAUCAGCUUGUACGGGAAUCCUCUGCUGUGCAACUGCCAGCUCUCCUGGCUGCUGUCCAAGCCCGAGAAAGUUGUUCUGCAAAAGGCUUGGGAGACUUUUUGCACAUCCCAAGAAGAUUCGGGCAGACCUUCAACAUCUUUUUCACUGCUGGAGCUCUAUGAUAGAUGCCAGUCUGAGAGCAAUGUUACACUGCCGGAUUCAAACACGGCCUCUCUUGAUCACGAUGCUUUCAACUUCACCAGUGGUGAUGCCACUGCUGUAGUAACAACGGACUCAGCGCUGCUGACCAAAGAUUUGACUCACACCAGCUCCGUAAUCCAGGGGGAUGUAUGGAGCACGGCAGCAUCUAACCCAACGCUAACCAAAGACACUUACACCAGCUCUCUAACUAAGAGGGAUGUAUGGAGCACGGCAGCAUCCAACCCAACGCUAACCAAAGACACUUACACCAGCUCCCUAAUCCACAGAAAUGUAAUGAGCACGGCAGCAUCCAACCCAACGGAGCCAAUGCUAACAAAGGCCAACAGUUCCUCCCAUGAGGAGGAGGCAGUUUCUGAAUCCACAAGCAAUCCCCCCUCCUUGGCAUCCGUAACCUCCUUCCCAGUUUUUCUCAAAGAGCUCUUUGCUCAGUCCUCAGAUCACAGCUCCACAAGUCAAACUGGAACAGAACAGCUACAGAGAGGGCUCAGAACAACCGACGCCACCUUUCCCCAGGAAGGGCCAUUCAACCAGACCACCAGUGAUUAUUCCACUGGAGCAACAGCAGUCUCCCGCACCACCAACCAUCACAUUCACUCCUUUGCCACCCAUGCCAUGGAAGGUGCCCCCCGAACGAGUCCCCCACAGCUGAACUCCACAAGGAGCAGCGCCCGGUCAGAGCCCGCACCCACCACACCAUCACCACAUUACGUUGAUGACUACGAUUACGAAGAACAACCAAAGGAAACCCCGGUGCAGCUGGCACACAUUGCCUGUGACUACAAUCCUUGCAGGCACCUGCAGAAGCCGUGCAGUGAACUCCAGAGCGUAUCCCAGUGCUCAUGUCCUGGCACAUCGAGCGAAGAUGAGGUUCCAGACCCACCCAGGCUCAGAGAGGUGAUUGAAAUCACAGACAGCUCUGCACAGAUACGCUGGUGUGCCCCGUAUUCAGUUGUGCACACCUAUGAGCUGAUACUUCAUGCCCAAGACAACGAGGACAGGCAGUUUGUCAUGGACAACAUUUACCCCACGGCCAGGCAGUACACUCUGUAUAACCUGCUGCCAUUCACCACUUACCACAUCUGCGUGACUGCUUCCAACAAAGCAGGGUCGAGCCAGACAACAGGCCAGGAAAUUCCAGGUAAUUCGUGCACCCGAUUUAAAACAAAACCCAGCUACAAGUAUGUUUUUGCUGCUCUGUCUGCAGCAAGUGGACUCUUUCUCAUUACCACAAUUAUUUUGUCUGUAUGUCUGUGUAAGGCAUGUAAAAAACCUCAGAGUGAGCAGUAUGGUACACACUUAGUCUCCUACAAGAACCCAGCAUUUGAUCAUCCCUUAAAACUACAAGCCACUAAUUAGCUCUGGGUUAUUGCUCUACACAUUCAAAGCUCACUGUCUCCAUCACCUUGGUGUGUUUUUGUGAGACUCUGAAAAUGUCCUUCAGCAAAACUAUGAACCAUCAGAUUUCAUGACCCUGAUGUUUCUAAGGGAGAGAAAACAACCAAAAAAAAAAAAAAGAGAAAAACUCACAAUGAAGGUAGUCAACAAGAAAAAAAGUCUUUGGACUCCUGUUCCUGUGCUAAGCAGCAGCAAACCUGGACACUAACCUUGAAAAGUUGUUUUUAUAAUCACCUACAAAUAGAGUAGCAUAAAUUUCACACAGUGAGAGGCUGCCUGGCCAGCUGUCUGCCUCCAUUAUCUCUCAUGAACACAGUCAGAUGAGAGCUGUAAUCCAAGGUGCAUUAAGCUGAGCAAGACACACUCUGUUUUAUUCACAGAGCAAAGCUGGGGGUUCAAGUUUUUUAAAGGUAUUAUCCAUAAAGAGAGUACAGCUGAAAGGAGUGAGUGGGCUCAGUGCACAAGGUGCUGUGUAGCUCCAGCUCCUUUAAGUAACUGCAGUGGAUGCAGAUGAUCAACCUAGCUUCAGUUCAGGAAAAAGAAACAUGAAAUUUAAUUGUAGUCACAGAUUGUGCAGGAUCUGUAGGGCAGGGGUAAUUGCUUUGUUCUGAAUUUUUAUGAUGUUGUUCACAACUGAGCCUCCCAAGUGCUUCCCCAACACCAGCUCACAGGCAGUUGGGAGUGUGCAGUACAGCAGCGACCCACAGAAGUGGGGAGGGGAGCAUAUUAACAUUUGCUUCCCAAUGGAUUUUAAGCAGAGAGGAUGAUCCGUCCCAAUCAUCCAUCCCAUCUACAGAUUUAGCAGCUGAUGAUUUACCUCAUACAGCGGCAGAAAGCCAAGUAGUGAAACAGUUUAAUGUGUGUGCUGCUGAGACUUGAAAAACCCAAAUCCCCUGCACUAGCAGCAGGCAGUUCUGCAGACAUCUUUCAAAUGAACUCUUGGGUGCCAACUUCUGCACAAUAAUAGCAAGAGGUGCUGACAAUCCCAGCUUUGAGCUUGCCAUUAGAAUUUGAAGAGAUGUUUGUGUAAGGGCAGGCGGUUGUCCCGAUCUGGUAUUUCCCCAUAGGUUUUAGUUCCAGGAGCUGCCUGUUCCUGCUGCUGUACUGACACAGUGCAUAAAGCCCCCUGAACUCUGAGGGGAAGGUGCUGUACUGUGUAAAAGACUCUCUGCUCCAUUCUUUUGGGGUUUUUAAUGCUUUCAGUAUUAACAAAAAUAAAAGCUACACAGCUAUGUUCUGGUUUUUUGUUAAAGACAUGGCUCUUGGUGUUGUCUUUACCAUCUACAAUGUUAAGCCUGAGAAAUGAAUUCCUUUUGUUGUUUUGGAAUGAACUUUCAACGUGUAGUAAAUAAAUGUUUUUAUCAUGGUAAAUUUGUGUUCUCUGAUGUCCCAAGAGCUUUCAUUUUGUACGUGGCAGAAGGAGGCAGAUACAGAUUCCUGCCAUGUCUGUCCUGAGCUCCAUGACUCAAACUCACAGUAGAAGUGAAAUGCAAAUGGAGAAGAUAGGAUGGUGUCACCUUUCACUUUGAAAAUCUCUUUUAUUUUUUAUUUUCAUAUUCUGGUAGUUCAGACUUUUCUUCGUUUGGACCUAGGUUUUUAUACUUAUUUCUGGCCUGGUUUUUCCUGCAUUUUCUGGAGGGUUUAGUGAAUGGGUACAGAUGGCCGUCAUUUGAAGCAAGCAAAUGAGCCAAAGACUCGUUAUCCCAAAUUGGGGCAGAGAUCAUAUAUCUCCUUGUGUUUGUACAACAUAGCUCUAGGAGACCUUGACUGGGGUGUUUGGUUUUAACAGAAACAAAGCAAAAUAAGAGAUUGUGAAUAGCAAUUUAUAUUGUCUUAUAUGUUAUAUUGAAGAUUAGCUCUAGAGAAGGACAAAAAAAAGAUACUGCAACUGAAAAUAAAGAUUGUUCCAACUUAA